AUGGCUGCUAGGGAUGAUGCAAAGCACGCGAAGACGAGGGAAAAGAUCCAAAAUGCUAUGCACGAGGCGGACCAGUACGUUGUCGGUGGUCGGGCCCGCGACCAGGUCGAAAGGCCCGCGGUGCCUAAGGCUCCUGUGAAAGAGGAAACGGAGGAGAUUUCCAUUGCUGGGAGGACGAAGAUGACGGUGCCGAAGAGAAAGGAUCAAGACACGCUUUCCAAGCCGGAGUCGCGGCGAAAGGAUGAGGAUGAGGAUGAGGAUGAGGAUGAGGAUGAGGAUGAAGAUGAAGAGGAGGAGGAUGAUGAUGACAAGGUCGCAGAGAGAGAUCGAAAGAGGAAGGGGUAUUAUGAUGAGGAUGAAGAGGACAACGACGACGAAGAGGAGGAUGAGGAUGAAGACGAGGAUACAAAGAGAUAUCGAAAGAAGAAGGGGUCUUAUGAUGAGGAGGAGGACGAUGACGACGACGCAGAGGAAGAAGAGGAAGAAGAGAGAUAUCGAAAGAAGAAGGGAAGUUAUGAUGAGGAGGAGGACGACGACGAGGAAGAGGAAGAAAAGACAUAUCGAAGAAAUAGGGGACGUUAUGAUGAUGAAGAUGAGGACAAGGACAAGGACGAGGACGAGGACGAGGACGAGGACGAGCAUGCAAAGACAUAUCGAAGAAAGAAGGGAGCCUAUGAGGGUAAGGAUGAGCUGGAACUGGAAGAUGAAGACCAAGAAGAACUUGGAGAAGAUGAUGAUUGGGGAGAAGAACGAAAGACCAAGCCGAGCAACCUCGAGGCCAAGCGCGAGCUCAAUACGCUACUCAAGCGGUAUCCAGGUAUGUAUAUCAACGUGCUCUACGCCAUGGCGAUUCCGCAUGCUGACCAGCCCCCAGUCGUUAUCUUUUCCAAGUCUUACUGCCCCUACAGCAAGAAGGCCAAGUCAAUCCUGCUCGACCAAUACACCAUUGUGCCGAAGCCGCAUGUGGUCGAACUGGACCAAAACCCCAUCGGGCCGGAGCUUCAGAAUGUCUUGAAAGGAAGGACGGGCCGGCGCACUGUGCCCAACAUACUGGUAAAUGGGAAGAGCAUUGGAGGUGGGGACGAUAUUUCUGAACUGGACGAGAACCGCGAGCUGGCCUCGACGCUGCGGCGAUUGGGAGGGAAGCGGGUUGCGAAGGCCCGGCGUCAGUCUGGCUGA
Messenger RNA from Penicillium alfredii, 1179 nucleotides. RefSeq names its product glutaredoxin. NCBI's taxonomy places the organism in Eukaryota, Fungi, Ascomycota, Eurotiomycetes, Eurotiales, Aspergillaceae. The transcript has a single exon. Gene Ontology annotation, biological process: cellular response to oxidative stress. Gene Ontology annotation, cellular component: Golgi lumen; fungal-type vacuole; cis-Golgi network. Bases 1 to 1179 code for a protein of 392 amino acids. Gene Ontology annotation, molecular function: glutathione disulfide oxidoreductase activity. The record is from RefSeq and is a predicted model, not a curated record.